Tribolium castaneum (red flour beetle) is the source of this 1460-nucleotide messenger RNA. Its product is annotated as proclotting enzyme. Gene Ontology annotation, biological process: proteolysis. The transcript is spliced from 5 exons. Bases 137 to 1387 code for a protein of 416 amino acids. NCBI's taxonomy places the organism in Eukaryota, Metazoa, Arthropoda, Insecta, Coleoptera, Tenebrionidae. The record is from RefSeq and is a predicted model, not a curated record. Gene Ontology annotation, molecular function: serine-type endopeptidase activity.
CCAUUUCUCGUUUAAGAAUAAACAAAACAGAAAAAUUAACCUUGACAGUUGAUGGUCGGUAAAAUACCUAAAUACCUGUUUCUCCUCAUAGUACAGCAGAGGUGUCAUUUAUUCAGUGCUGCUCAAGUGACUUGUGAUGUCCAUUUAUCAGCUUGUGGCUGUUUCGUUGGCCUUCUUGGGAUCGAUUUUAGCUUUAAACUCGCCAUGUCCUGAUCUCUUCCAUUACGAUUCUACAGAUGAGCCAAAUCAAUGGAGUGGAACCGUGACGCUGCUGUCAGAUGAUGAACUUCAAGGCGUCUGGGCUCGACUUAUCUUUGAUGAAAAGUUAACAGAGCUCGAGCUCCAUGACAAUUUCGAAGUGGUGAGGGCUGAUAACCAGCGCGAAUAUUUAAUUAAAAACAGAGACUUUGUGUUGAAACCUGCAACACCAGUGGAUGUCAAAAUAACCGUUAAAUACGAGGGGGAUAAAAUUCCCACCUUAAUUGGCUAUCGAUUGAACGCCAAAAUGGUCUGUCCCCCAUCGAAUGUCAAUUCUGGCCAAUUCUUCCCCGGAGACUUAAACACUAAAGAUUUUUUGUCUUCUAUCACCUCAAGCUCGAAAGUUUCCGCUUACGCUUGUGGAACUACUCCCCUGUCGGCAAAUCAUGAACGUGCAAAUAAAAAGGCGCAAAAUGGACAAUGGCCAUGGCAAGGAGCUAUUUACAUUCGCAAUAACAGCGUUGAAAAAUACGUCUGUGGAGCCACUUUGAUAUCAAACAGACACGUUUUAACUCCUGGCCAUUGUGUCACUUAUCUCAAAUCAGAAUUUGUAGUGCCUGCUCGUCUGCUGAGGGUUUAUCUUGGGAAAUAUAGCCUUGAUAACGAUGGAGAGAAUAAGGAAAUGCAGGGAUUCGGAGUGGAAAGAAUACACUUGUAUCCGGGGUAUCGUUCGAAGGGGUUAUUAAACGAUUUGGCCGUUCUUCGCUUGGAUGAACCGGUGAUUAUCAGUGAUUAUGUUAGACCGGUUUGCCUAAGCCCUCAGGAUGAAAAACGGGACGGACUUCUAACCGGAUACGAAAUUAAAGACGAGGGAUUGCAAAGUCUUGGCCAGGCCGAAGUUGAAGUCCUCAACGAGCAGGAAUGCAUCCAGAAAAACGAGUUUUUGAAAGGGUUUUACACAGAUAAUGUUUUUUGCACCAGUUACGCUGAAAACGAUUCCGUCUGUGUUGGAGAUUCUGGAAGUAGUUUGGUGGUCUUUAGAGGUGGUCCAAAGCCAGUCUGGGAGUUGAAAGGCGUCGUCACCAUCGGCGUCGGACUCCAAAAUAAAUAUGUAUGCAAUCGGGCGAGUACUGUCCUCCUUGUAGACGUUGCCAACUACUUGAAAUGGAUCCAAGAAGUCGCCUCUUAGAAAUAUUCACUUACUUUUAUGGCCUUGUUUCAGUUUAUUGUUUCUGCAUGUAAUAAAAGCUAUUUGAACGCGA